CCCGCGCGGUCACCUGUGUCGCACGUCCUCAGUCGCAAAGCGGCCGCGUCGCGCGCCACCCGCUUCGUAUUACGCGCUAUAUUAUGACAGUGACGUGAUGGAGGGCAAAGAGUUCGGUGCGGUACCCGGCUUGCCCGCCGGUUUGGACUAUUUUAUGAUGCCCCGUGUCAGCCAACCCGUGCCUCAAUUUGACUUUAGAAAAUUAGGCGCGAGUUUUAGCGGACGGGAUGAAGAAAAAUGUGAAGAGCGACGGUCUCCCGAGUAUCCGCCGGAGCGUCGUGAUCCACCACCUGCACCUUGGCCUCUCGGCCUGGGUGUACAGUUCGUCAACCCCGCUACGGGAAAGAAAAGAGUGCAGUGCAAUGUUUGCUUAAAAACUUUUUGCGAUAAAGGCGCGCUAAAAAUACAUUUUUCGGCGGUGCACUUGAGAGAGAUGCAUAAGUGUACAGUGGAGGGGUGCACUAUGAUGUUUAGUUCUCGGCGGUCUCGGAAUCGACACAGCGCUAAUCCGAAUCCAAAGUUGCAUUCCCCUCACGUGAGACGCAAGAUUUCUGCACACGAUGGCAGGUCUGCGCAGCCGUUCCCACUGCUACCGGCAUUAGCUCGUUUGCCGUUACCACCGCCUGCUCUACUUCCGCCUGAAUUCGCUAGUCGUCUUCCGCCUCCACUUGCAGCACCUGGACCUCCUCAUCUACCUCCUCGAGUUCCUCUCGAUGAUCUCCGUAACUUCAGUGAAAUUGAAAAAAUGUAUAGAAAAAUUCCAAGUCCCGAUGAACCUCGACGUGCGCUCGACCUUGUUAAGCCUAAUAUACACGACGAGGAAUCGAUCAGCUUCAGUGAAAAUAAUGAAGAAAUUUCUGAUGAUGAAGACAAAGAUAAAUCAAAAAUACAGAUCGAUUCUAAUGAAGAAGAAAGAUUGAAUUAUACUGAUGAACCAGAGGAUUUAAGUGUUAACAAAAAGAAGGAUGACGAAAAGCCCUUACCUAUACAAUCUGAUUCUGGUACUCGAGCAGACCCCACCGUAGCUGAUGAAAAAUCGUCCUUGGUUCCUAAUAAACGUAAAAGAAAAAGUGGCAAUCCUACAAGGUGUUCACAAAACAAUGAAUACAGUGUAUCCGAUGAAGAGUACAAUAGUGAUAUUUUUAGAAACCUUUCGACCCCCAGUUCUAGUCGAGCAGACGAGGAGCCAUUAUCUCUUAAAAAGCAAAAACCAGAAAAAUGGGAGUCAUUUCAGAACAGUGAUGAACCGACUGUGGACUCGGAAUCAGUAACAAGGGUAAAGCCUGAAAGUGAGUCUGAUGACGAAUCGAGUGCGCCCAGUGUUGUUCGUGAAGGAUUAAGACUGCGAUCCGAUCUUUACACGCCGAGUGACAGUGGAAGCGACUUACACACAAUCGAAGAACGACUUGCGCGAGCACGUUCACCUUCUGCGAGCAGCGACAGGACAGAUGAACGACCGGAUAUUAAUGAUCUCGAAAUUCCUAUCGAUGAUGAAAAUCCCGAUCGAUGCACUGCUUGCGGAAAAAUAUUUCAGAACCACUUCACGUUGCGCAUGCACUUCAGAAAUGAUCAUUUAAAAUUGCUUCAUCCAUGUGACGUGAGCGGUUGUGACGCUGCGUUUCCCUCACGGAGGAGUCGAGAUAGACAUAGUUCAAACGUAGAUCUCCACCGACGUUUGCUGUCAACAGGUUCACCUGCCACUCACGAACAAAAGCCGGCGUUUGAAGUGAACGCAGAACUACUCAAUAAAUUAUAUGCUGAUAUUAAGGGUCUCGCAUCGACGCUUGAAAGCCUAAGAUAUGGUGGCGAGGAGUCUUCCCAACUUCCUACUUACGUGACUGAAACAAUGAAGUUUUAUAGUAGAAAUUUAACUGCAUUGCAAGCUGGAUUUUUUCCUCAGCUAGGCAAUCGAGGAUUUUUUCCGAGCCCGUUUCUAAUGGGCAAUGGAACCCCGCAGCCUGGUGGUCUAUACGGCGCCCCAGCGGGAGCUCAUUCAGCACGGGAGUCGCUUUCCCCUUUAUCGGCGUCAUCCCCACCAGUGAUAUCUCCGGGGAGGCUGGAUGCUGCGCACGCGCGCCCUCGCGAAGACGCUAAACUGCUUUUUCGCGAGACCUCCGAAUCCUACAAGAAGAUGACCUCACUCUGCGAGCGCCAGGACCAGCUCUACCAGCACCACGUCCCGGUGUCAUGACGCAACCCGUACAAUCCCCGCGCAUCCUGGUGAUACCUCACUCUCUGAAGCCCGUGGCGCAAAGACUCUGUAUAUUUAAUUGUUAAUAAUUUUAAUUGUGUUAAUUCUAUCAUAUUUCGUUUUGUAUUUUCUUGUGAUAUUUAGACAAAUAUAUCGUAAUUAUCGAUCCCACGAACUGUAAGUUGAUAGGGAUAUUACCGCUUGGGUAUUAAGUUGGCGUUUGUGAAGCGAAGUGCAAUAGACUCGAAUGUUAUAAAUAUUAAUGUACUCGGCGGCAUACGAUAUGGUAUCGUGUGGAGUAUUCGUAAUCGAUGUUGAAAGUAAGCGUUAUAAUGAUCGGCUUCAAUUAUUGUUCUGGCGCAAUAAACUC
Vanessa atalanta (red admiral) is the source of this 2561-nucleotide messenger RNA. Its product is annotated as zinc finger protein basonuclin-2. Gene Ontology annotation, cellular component: nucleus. Gene Ontology annotation, biological process: regulation of DNA-templated transcription. NCBI's taxonomy places the organism in Eukaryota, Metazoa, Arthropoda, Insecta, Lepidoptera, Nymphalidae. The record is from RefSeq and is a predicted model, not a curated record. Bases 98 to 2191 code for a protein of 697 amino acids. The transcript has a single exon.